Molecule: messenger RNA, 1933 nt
Organism: Girardinichthys multiradiatus
Lineage: Eukaryota; Metazoa; Chordata; Actinopteri; Cyprinodontiformes; Goodeidae
Gene: wasb
Product: WASP actin nucleation promoting factor b
Exons: 11
Coding region: 159-1760 (533 amino acids)
Biological process (GO): actin filament organization
Molecular function (GO): actin binding
Source: RefSeq, a predicted model, not a curated record
UGGUUGUCCGUUUCCUGCUUUAAGCUGAUGUGCGCACAGAACAGAGAAGAGAAACUUCCUUUCUGACACUGCAUUGCAAGGACGUUUUGUUUUUUUCAUUUCUGUCAAAUGCAAGAGGUAAUAAUUUCAGAUCAACUGGAACAUUUGUGAGAAGGAUAAUGAGCCGUGGAAAAAAUAAAAUGGAGAGCAUCCAAAGCUCCUUGCUGAGCCACCAGGAGAAUGAGAAGCUGGAGGAGCUCCUGGGCAGAAGGUGUGCUUCCAUGGCCACAGCAGUGGCCCAGCUGUUCAUGGCUCUGCCUCAUAGCCCAUCCAUGUGGAGCCUGCAGCACACUGGAGUGGUCUGCUUCAUCAAAGACAACCCUCAGCGUUCGUACUAUAUACGCAUGUUCGACCUGAAGGCUGGGAGACAAAUUUGGGAGCAAGAGCUCUACAACCAACUUGUUUACUCGACACCGCUGCCGUACUUUCAUACAUUUGCAGCAGAUGACUGUCAGGUUGCUCUGAACUUCUCGAACCAACAGGAAGCAGAUGCCUUCCAAAGCACUGUAAUGGAGAAAAUCAACCAAAGACACAACCGUCAAGAGAAGAAACAGCGCCCCCCACCAACAAGUGAUAGAGGAUCCCUCCCUCCUCCUCCACCUGUAGCAUCUCCCAGCCCUGCUUCUUUUCAAAUGGCCACUGUGGACAUCCAAAACCCAGACAUCCAGUCUUCACGCUAUCGUUCCAUGCCUUCACCUGCCGUUUCCACAGCUACUUCUGACAAAGGAAAAAAGAACAAGAAAAACAAGAAAAAAGGUGUCAAGCUGUCCAAGGCAGACAUAGGAGCACCAAGUGGAUUUAAGCAUGUGUCACACGUAGGUUGGGACCCCAACAACCUUGACCCUGACCUGUCAAAGCUGCUCUCCCAGGCAGGCAUUUCUGAUGCUGAUCUCAGAGAUGAAAGUACCUCCCAACUAAUCUAUAACGUCAUAGAGCAGUCAGGAGGCAUGGAGGCUGUGAAAAGGGAGAUGAACAGAGCUGGUGUACCUCCACCACCUCCACCCGGCAGACAGGGACCCCUGCCUCCUGUGCCAGGCUUCAGUCCUCCUGCUCCGACCCCUCAACAAGCACGAAGUCGCCCGGGCCCCCUGCCUCCCAUCCCAGGCCAGUCACAGCGAGGACCCCCACCUCUUCAGUCUCGUGCAGGCGUGCCACCACCUCCCUCCACAGGCCGAGCAGGUGCACCUCCACCGCCUCCACCGGCCCAAGCUUCAACUUCACCAUUUCCACCGUCUUCACGGCCCUCUCCCAUCUCACCUCCAAUGUCCUCCCACAGCAUGCCACCUCCUCCACCACCUUCGAGCCAGCAUCGCUCUAUGGGUGUCCCUCCACCUCCUGUCCCAUCUAUACCCAGCAGGACUGGUGGAGGAGGGGCUCCACCUCCCCCCCCUCCCCCUCCUCCUCCACCUUCUCAAACUUAUAUUUCUUCAGAUUUCCCCCCUCCUUCCAUGGCCGGUGGCGCACCACAACCUCCUCCUGCAUCCGUCGGAGAAGGAGAAGGCAGAGGAGCCCUGCUUGACCAGAUCCGACUCGGAAAGAAUCUAAGAAAAGUAACAGAAAGCUCUGAGCCACCUCCGCCUUCUACACCAGAAGGAGGAGAGGGCAUCGUUGGUGCUCUCAUGAUGGUCAUGCAAAAGAGAAGUAAAGUCAUCCAUUCUUCUGAAGAAAGUGAAGAUGAUGGAGGAUAUGACGAGGAUGAUGAUGACGAAUGGGAUGACUGAUAAGGCAACGGUUGUUGCAGAUUCUGAACUAAUUAGAUAUUAGUUUUAAGCUCAUUAACUGUUACAUGUGAUGUUUUGUGAGAAGCCUAGUCUCUUCGAACUGGAAUCCGACUUGUAUUUAUGGGAAACUGCACCUGUGCUGGAGUUAUUAAAAAGACCCAUACAAUAUAAAA